Messenger RNA from Amphibalanus amphitrite, 3562 nucleotides. RefSeq names its product peroxidase-like. The transcript is spliced from 17 exons. The record is from RefSeq and is a predicted model, not a curated record. Gene Ontology annotation, molecular function: heme binding; peroxidase activity. Gene Ontology annotation, biological process: response to oxidative stress. NCBI's taxonomy places the organism in Eukaryota, Metazoa, Arthropoda, Thecostraca, Balanomorpha, Balanidae. The coding region runs from base 82 to 3114 and encodes 1010 amino acids.
GCGAGCCGCGGCCGGCCGGCAGUAUCAUUCCGUGUGGUGCUGGCGAGCGGUGCGGGUCCGGACCAGGACCAGUGUGCUACCAUGACCAGGAUUUCAAUACUCGUUCUGGGGCUGUUGGCCGCCUCGGCCAACGCCAGCAUCGGCUCCUUCAACACAUACAGCUCCAGCGUGGUCCACUCGGCGGGCGACGGGUUCGUGCCGCCGUUUGCGCGCCAAGUGACGGGGCCGGGCCCCGUGCCGGUGCCGGGACCCACCCCCGGACCUCACGGAGACGCGUGUGCACUCAUCAUCCCCGGGCCGGGACACUCGGCCGCCUUCGACCAUGCGCUCAACGUGUUCGCCGGACCUCACUCCGCCGCGCCCGGUUACUCCGGUAAGGACACAUGCAUCUCGUUCGACGCCAUCAACGCGGCGUUCGACAAGGCCACCCAGAUGUACGGUCUGCGCCCGAAGCUGCACGAGGUCGAGGUUGAGGACGUCGGCCGGCUCGGCAUGGCGCUCACCUUCGUCGCCGAGUACAUCGCCAGAAUGUACAACCUGCCCAAGGAUGCCAUCGCCUCCGGCCUCCCACUCAUCGAUACCAGCAAGACCAUCAUCGGCCCGUACUGCCCGGCGUUCCUGAACGGCUACGACCGCUGCGAGGUCACCCGCUACCGCACCAUCAACGGCAUGUGCAACAACCUCGAGUUCCCGCACUGGGGCUCGGCGCGCAACACGUUCCGCCGCCUGUUGGCUCCCAACUACGCUGACGGUGUGAACGCUCCCCGCGCCGGCUCCGCUGGCUACCCUCUGCCGAGCCCGCGUCACGUCUCCGCCCACCUGCACAAGGACCUGGGCCACCACGACCACGCCGUCACCAUGUUCCUCGUCUCGUGGGGUCAGGUCAUCGACCACGACAUCACCUUCACUGGAGAGAUGAAGCCCGAGGAGAAAGACCGCAACGGCCGGCCCAAGAUGCCCGACUGCUGUAACGACCCGCGUCACGCCGACAACCCUCAGUGCUUCCCGAUCGAGAUCCCGGCCGACGACGAGUUCUACGGACUCUACGGACAAAAGUGCAUGAACGUGAUCCGCUCGCUGCCCGGCGUGCACCACAAGUGCAAACUCGGACCCCGUGACCCCAUCAACACGGUCAGCUCCUACAUCGAUGCCUCCUUCGUGUACGGCUCGGACGAGAAGACCGCCCGCCGCAUGCGCUCCUACCAGGGCGGCCUGCUGAAGACGCUGCCCGUGUUCCGCGAGUUCGGCCUCAAGGACCUGCUGCCGCCCAACCUGCACGCGCCCGAUGAGGGCUGCAUCCGACCCUCCAAGGACAUCUUCUGCUUCGAUGCUGGCGAUGGCCGUGUCAACGAGCAGCUGGUUCUGGCCAUCACGCAGACCAUGUUCGUGCGCGAGCACAAUCGCAUCGCCUACCAGCUGGCGCACAUCAACCCGCACUGGGACGACGAGACCAUUUACCAGGAGACGCGCCUGAUCGUCGGCGCCCUGGUGCAGCAGGUCACCUACAACGAGUUCCUGCCCAUGGUGCUCGGAAAGGAGGUCAUGUCCAAAAACGGCAUGGUCCUGGAUAAGGGCGGCUACAACCACAAGUACGACCCGACCGUGGACGCCAGCGCGUCGAACGCGUUCGCCUCGGCCGCCUUCCGUUUCGGUCACUCACUGCUGCCGUCCACCAUUGAGCGCUGGUCCGUUACUGGCAAAUACAUCGACUCGAGCCGUCUGAGCCAGCAGCUGCGCCAGCCGUACGACAUCUACAAGGGCGGCUUCUGCGACCAGUACACCAUGGGCCUGAUGAACCAGGCGGCCCAGGCCAUGGACGACGCUGUCAGCCAGGAGGUGACCAACCACCUGUUCCAAAUGCCCGAGCACCGGUUCGGCAUGGAUCUGGCUGCCAUCAACAUGCAGCGAGGCCGCGAGCACGGCAUCCCCGGCUACAACGACUACCGGGAGUACUGCGGCCUGCCGCGCAUCCGCGACUUCUACGAGCUGAACUCCGUGAUGACCAACAGCACCGCCUCCAGCUACGGCAACAUCUACCAGCACCCGGACGACAUUGACCUGUGGUCGGGCGGUAUCUCUGAGAAGCCUCUGCCGGGCUCGAUGGUGGGACCGACCCUGGCCUGCCUGAUCGCCGAGCAGUUCCGCGUGCUCAAGUUCGGCGACCGUUUCUGGUUCGAGAACCAGGGCUUCCCCAGCUCCUUCACUCACGAGCAAAUCGAUGAGAUCCGUAAGAUCAAGCUGAGCAGCGUGAUCUGCGCCAACGGCGACCACAUUGAGCGUGCCCAGCUCUACGUGAUGGUCCUGCCCGACCACGAAAUCAACCCGAUCACGCCGUGCGCCGCGCUGCCUCAGCUCGACCUCAGCAAGUGGAAGGAUCUGGGCGGGCCCGGCUAUGGCCCCGGCCCCGCCAUCGGACCCGUGUAUGACACCAAGUCGCCGCAGCAGGUGAUGUUCGUCGUACCGCCGAGCAAGGCGCACCGGCCGCAGUCGUACCAGACGCCCGUCUACGUGCCACGCCCGCAGUACGGCUACCAGACCACCCCGCCGCAGUACGGCGCAUCGAAAACCGACCCGCACAGCCUCGUGCACGGACAGAGCUUCGGCGAGUCGCGGCCGUCCGCGGAGUAUGGCGCGCCCCAGCCGCAACAGAGCUACGGACCGCCGCCCAAGCAGGAGUACGGACCUCCUCCCAAGCAGGAGUAUGGACCCCCGCCUAAGCAGGAGUAUACACCUCCGAAACAGGAGUACGGUCCUCCUCCCAAGCAGGAGUACGGACCUCCGCCUAAGCAGGAGUACGGUGUACCCAAGCAGGUGUACACACCUCCCAAACAGGAGUACGGACCCCCGCCCAAGCAGGAGUACGGAGUCCCCAAACCCCAGGAGUCCUACGGCGCGCCCGCCAAGCUCCAGGAGUCUUACGGAGCGCCCCAGCCCCAGGAGUCGUACGGCCCUCCUCCGUCCCAGGAGUACGGCCCUCCUCCCUCUCAGGAGUACGGUCCCCCGCCGCAGCCUCACGGCCGACCGCGGGGUUACGGUCGCUCACGGCCCCACGGCCGGCAGCCGUGCUGCCAGAGCCCGUGGCGGCCGAUCAUCCACCGCCGGCCGCGGUACUGAGUAGCCAGGUCCGCGGUGCCAGGGGCUGAGGGCGAGCGAGCGGGUGGCGAGCGAGUGACGCGUGUGUCGAGUAUUUACAGCAGCGUAGCGUGUUGGUAGUGAGCUGUGCCUAUGCGACCGAGCGCGUGCCUGCGAGUGUGUGUCUGUGUGUUGGUGUGCUGUUACGGGCGGGGGCCGCCGAUCGUUUGGUGAGAACGGCGCCGGCCGGCCGCGGUGCCGGUCGGUCGCCCCAGUGUCGCUCAAGUUGUGCUGAUGAGACGGGGAGGGCGGGGUGGGGACGCCGGCGGCGACACGCCACAUAUCGCGGCCGGGUGUCGGCAGGAACCCAGAGAGUAUUCAAUGACCGCGCGCUGCCCGCCACACCAGAGAAGCUAUGUCGCGUCGACGCCUCAGUCGGCGCACCCUGUAUUUCGUCCAUGUCAUCGAAUAAUAAAAGGUCGGUCUGUAA